GAUGUCGACGUCAUUGUAUCUAAGACCAAGACGAUAAUUUAUUUAUAUCAUUGACUGUCGCUAAACAUAUUUUUCAGUACACGCUUAGUUGUUAUUAUGUCAAGUUAUAUAAUUACUUAUUAAUAAUAACGUGCUCGUUUAAUUUUUAAUAAAUAAAAUACACGUGUAAUACUAAUAGUCAUAAUAUUUAAUGUCUGUUCAUAGUCUUUUUGUACUGCAUAAACAAGCAAUCAAGAACUUUUUUUUUUUUACAAAAAGAUAAGGCGAACAAAUGGAUUUAAAACGCAACAGGCGAUUUUGACGUAUGAGUCAGUAUUAAAUAUGGUGGAUAAACAAAUUUUAUUUAUUUAUUUAUUCAAUAAUAAUGUUUAAAUAAUUAUUUUUUAAGCAAAAUAGUACGUAAUUAUUCGUAUUAUUUAUCGUAAUUAAUUUUUAUUAAUAUGGAUACAAAAUGUAUUUGCCGACUCUGUGGUAAACAAGUAUCAAAAACACUUAUUAAUAUUUUUGAUCCGGAUAAUAAUUUCGACAAGCAAAUAAAUGCACUACUGCCAGUUUAUGUCCACGAAGAUGAUUGUCUUCCAAAAUACAUGUGUAACGAUUGCCACGACAACGUGCUAAAAUUUCACAAAUUCUACCUGACAACUUUAGAAACAGACAUCGAAUUAAAAAGCCAACUUCCAUGGAUGCAGAAGCAAGUCGAGGAGACACACGACGGCAUUCCGAUGGUCCAGUACCUGAAUAGCAAGACUCUAGCGAUAGCGACAGAGUUAGAAAAUUACAACUGCUAUAGCACAAAACUUCCAGAGUUCGAUUUGAUAAAAACUAUAGAUUCAAAUCUAGUAUCAGUAAAUUCCUGUCCAUGCUCAUACUCGUGUUCAAGCUGCCUACAUAUUAACAUCGAGGAUCCUAAUGCUUUUGACUCGAAUAUCGACGAGCUUUCUGAUUCCAACAACGAGAUCGCGCUCGAUCCGCUGGCUCCAGAGAUACCGGUCGACAUCAAAAACCUUAGUCCUCCGAAUAAUGUUAUUUGUACCGAGAGCAAAGUCGAUGUUGCACCUCCCGACGUGAAACCAAUCGAGAGCUUUCAUCGGACUUUGAGACCUCGCCAGAAAUCAACCGAAUUACCUCCGAAAAAAUCGUCGCUCAAGUCUAAAGUACGUAAGGGCAAGAGAAAAGUCCAUUUUUCUAUAAAGUCAGUGAUACAAAAGAAUUCCAAGGAUAAAAAUUUGAAGAUUGAUAGCAAAGUAUGGCAAAGAGUUGAGAUUAAAACAGAGAGGCUGGAGAAGAAUUUUAAGUUUGAUGAUAAAAAUUUACGUAGAAAAAAUAAAACUGAAUCGCUGGAGAUAAAUAACAGUGUAGUAAAAAUUAAUGGAACAGUCAACUGUGACGAAUUGAAAUUAAAAAAUGAUCUUGAUAACGAAAUAAUAACGAAUCAUGGCCAUAUAAAUAAAUUAUUUGAACGCACUGAUAGUCUUAAUAAAACGAUUCUUAAUGAUAGUAUUAUUAAUAAUAAUAGCAAUGAUUUGACCGUAAAACCAAACUUAACGAAAAAACCGAUUAUUAUUAAGAAAGAAUGUAUGAAUGAGUUGAAUUUAAUGGAUGUUAGUGUUAAGUUAGAGAAAAUAAAUAUUAAGAAUGUAGACGAUAAACGAGAGUUAGAAAGGAUUAGACGACCGUCAGUUGAAGUUAAAAGUAUUUGUAAGGAAGCUAAAGCCGGUAGAAGAAAUUCAGCUGGCGGGAAAAAGCGUAAGAGAAAGAGAAAAAAACUUAACAAACAACUGACUAGUAAUAAGAAGAAUAAUGCUAAAGUAAAUAUUAAUAAUCUGUAUGAGACUCUUAAUUUAUCUUCGUCUUCCGGGAGGGUAGAGUGCGAUUUCUGUAAAAAAUCAUUUGCUACUCGGGAAGUAUUUAAUUUACAUUAUUGUUGUAAUACUUGAUUCACCGAGAUUAAUGAAUUAAUUUGUUGUUAAUUGUACGAAGCUUUAUUUGUUUGGAUAAAAAGUUAUUUUGAAUUGCAUUAAGUGCUUUCAAAGUUUAUUUUAAAGUUUCUCAAUGAAUUUUUUAUUUGAAUGUUUAAUUUAAUAUAAGGUAGACUUAUUUUUGUGUAUGAAAAUCAGAACGCAGGUGAUGAAAUAUAUAAUAGACGAGUAGAGCUCGAGUACGAUUACGUUGUUACGAAACAUGUUUUUGUACGUAACAUAACACCUAUUUUUUUACUUGGUUAUGUUUAUUAAAAAUAUUCAUUUUUAAAUUAAUAGUUAAUAAUUUAUACUUAUAAUGAGCUUUAGUAUAUUUCUGCUUUGUUUACUUGAUUUAAAUUUCUGUGAUGGAUAAUUUUUUCGUAUUGUUUUUAUUAUAACAUAAUAAAUAAAUGUUUCUAUUAAUUUGCAUAUGUAUCUAGUAAUAGUUAAGGAAUAAUUAUUUAUGCAUAUUUUUGAUAUCAUUGAUUACGAUAACAACUUGGUGAAUGUUAUAAAUUAACUUAUCGAACAAAUUAAAAGUAAUGUCAAGUUUUGGUAAUGUAUGUGAAGAGUCAUUUUGUAAUUUAACUGAUACAACCUUUGAACAAGUGUAUAAAAUUACCGAGGUAUAAUGUUCUACUCGCUACAUUAAAUUCUAUUAAUUUUUUACUUAA
This is a messenger RNA of Cotesia glomerata, 2635 nucleotides long. RefSeq lists its product as uncharacterized. Lineage: Eukaryota; Metazoa; Arthropoda; Insecta; Hymenoptera; Braconidae. Gene Ontology annotation, molecular function: zinc ion binding. Bases 441 to 1937 code for a protein of 498 amino acids. Gene Ontology annotation, cellular component: nucleus. The transcript has 2 exons. The record is from RefSeq and is a predicted model, not a curated record.